This is a messenger RNA of Hydra vulgaris (swiftwater hydra), 504 nucleotides long. The record is from RefSeq and is a predicted model, not a curated record. NCBI's taxonomy places the organism in Eukaryota, Metazoa, Cnidaria, Hydrozoa, Anthoathecata, Hydridae.
AAAAAAAAACAAACUAAUGAGCAUGGACAUAUAUAGCUUGUUCCACUAAAUCGGUGCAAAUGAGUAUGCUCUACAAAAUUCAGAAAAUUCUGACGGACGGAGAAAAAAGAAAAAAAACACUAGUUCAAUGGGAAAAACUCUAACUGUCAAAGAAAAAUGCACCGAUGAAGUCAACUACUUGAGCCUUCCAAUACUGCCAAAGAAUGAAUGCCCUUAUAAGUGGUGGAGUGCAUACCGUUACACUUCCUCUGAUAAAGAUACUUACAAGUUGAAUUUGUCAAAGUUUUCAAAGAAAGUUUUGUGCGCGCCUCCUUCAUCUGUAAAAAGUGAACGCUUAUUUAGCACAUCUGGAAACAUAUUUGAAGCAAAAAGAAACAGACUAUUACCCGAACAUGGAGAACAGAUUGCAUUUUUAAAUUGUAAUAUGCCUGCUUUCAUUGAAUAAAUUUUUAUUAACUAAAUAAUAGACUGUAGCUUCUUAGUUCAACUGAUUCAACUUUUUAA